Molecule: messenger RNA, 2746 nt
Organism: Fonticula alba
Lineage: Eukaryota; Rotosphaerida; Fonticulaceae
Exons: 6
Coding region: 632-2581 (649 amino acids)
Biological process (GO): regulation of DNA-templated transcription; peptidyl-arginine N-methylation
Cellular component (GO): cytosol; nucleus
Source: RefSeq, a predicted model, not a curated record
CACCCCUCCAUCUGGCCCCCCUCCCCCCCUCUCUCCCUUGUUGCCUCGCUCUCGCGCCUUCCCCCAGCCCCUCUCCGCCCGAUGGCCGAUCCGAACACGGUUUUCGGUCUGGAACUCAGCCAUGUGGUUGAGCUGGGCCCCGCGGCCACGGCUGCCCUUCAGAGCGGUUUCGAUUUCCUGGCGGCUCCCAUUUCGCACCCCUCGCACCGGCGCACCUUCACCGGGGUGAAUGUUGACGCACCGGCUUGCUUCGCGCAGUCCGACCGGGCGGUCGGGUCCGAUGGUGCGUGGAGCUGCGCGCGUCUGACCCCGGCUCUGACCUUGGCACUCACGCGCUUCGGCCUGUUGCUGCCCCCGCUCCCUGCGCGCGCUCCUUCCCGGUUUUGCAGUCCGGUCCACGCGCCUGGUGGGCAUCCUCUCCGACGACCUGGAUCUCCUCGACGAGGAGGCCGAUCACGAUGGUGUCGUCAACUCGGAGCGCCUGCUGGCUCAGGAGUUUGCCUGGGCCGCGCACAUUGGCCUCCCGGCGGUCAUUGUCCCGUGCCCUUUCAAUCGCCAGGCAGUGGCCGGGUUUGCGGCGUGCAUUGCCCGAGCGCUCGAGGGCCCGGGCGCCUUCCAGAUCUGGGUCCGGAUGCCGAUGGCCCCGGCGGCCGGGCCCGAGCCCCAGAUGCGCGGCCUCGACAGCGACGAUGGCGAGGGCGCCAGCACCGGCAGCGGCACUGGCCAUGGCGAGGGCGAUGUCGACGACCCGUGGGACUGGUGGCACCAGCUGCGCACUCUCUGUGACUUCCAUCCGCGGUUGAACUUGGCGCUGGAGGUGCCGGCCGAUCUGCCCGGCGAGGUGAGCCUCCUCCGGUGGCUGGCCGAGCCGGUCAAGGCCUUUCACCUGGACGCGGAUCUGUUCAUGGCGAAUCAGCGGGGCUUCCCGGUGCUGAGUCGCCUGCACCAGGGCUUCCUGAAGGAUGUGAUGGUGCGAACGAACUAUCACUUUCUGGUGGGUGGCCGGUUGGACGCACGGCCGGACUCCGAGGACACCAUGCGCUCGGUCCCCGGGAGCCUGGAAGCCGUGAGCCGGCAUGCCCAGCUGUAUGUGUCGUACUUGCGGCACCUGGCUCGGUCGAUCCCGGACCAGCCGGCUGGCGAUGCCCUUUUCGGGUCGUACAAUGAGUUCCUCCAGGCUCCGUUGCAGCCGCUGAAGGAGCAUCUGGACUCGCAGACGUACGAGGUGUUUGAAAAUGACCCGGUCAAGUACCAGCUGUAUGAGGAGGCCAUUUACCAGGCCUUGCUGGCCUUCACGCGGUACAUGCAUCAGGAUGGCCGGCGCAUCGGCGAGGGGGAGUGCGUGUGCGGGGCGGAUGCCGCCAUGGCCGCGGCGACAGCCACGGCGGUCUGCCAGUCUGGCGACCCGGGGGCCUGCACUUGUCGCGGUCCGGCCGGGCAUCCGAGCCCGCGGGCCAUUCAAUACUCGGGGCUGGCUCCCGGCCGGGCGAAAGCCCUGCGCGACCGAGUGCGCAAUGGCCAGACCCACACCGAGUGGGGGUGUCUUGGCGAGGGGGCCUGCCGGUGCUUGGAGGACUGGGCUGCCGAGGGGCCGGAGGCCGAGGCCGAGGCGCUCGAGACCGGGCUCGGUUCCUUUGCCGGGGGCCCGAUCGUUGUGGCGGUGGUCGGCGCGGGCCGCGGGCCGCUGGUCAACUGCACGCUGCAGGCGGCCGCGCGGUCCGGCCGCGCGGUGAGUGUCCUGGCGCUGGACAAGAACCCCAACGCCGUGUUGACCCUUCAUGACCGCGCGCGGAACGAAUGGGGCUCUGCGGUGACGGUCUUUGGGGGGGACAUGCGCGACUGGCGGCCGCCGGCGCCGGUGGACGUGUUGGUCAGCGAGCUGCUGGGGUCCUUCGGCGAUAAUGAGCUGUCGCCGGAGUGCCUGGACGCGGCGCAGGCGGUCCUCCGGCCGGAUGGCCGGGGGAUCAGCGUGCCGGCUUGCUACACAUCGCACCUGGCUCCGGUGACCUCCCCCCGGUUGCAUGAGCAGAUCCGCGGCUUUGCGGCCAAGGAGAAGCCCCUGGACCCCAAGUGGCUGGAGACGCAUUAUGUGGUGCGGCUGCGCAAUACCAUGCUGCUGGCCCGGCCGCGGGCGGUCUUUCACUUCCGCCACCCGUCGCCCUUCCUGCCCGGGGGCCAUGCGGCCGAGGGGGCCUCGGGUGGGGACCCGGGCCGGGGCCCGGGGCCGGACCGGCUCCGGCGCCUGCACACCAACGACCGGCACACGGUGCUGCACUUCACCAGCACGUGUGCCGCAUCGCUGACCGGCUUCGCCGGGUACUUUGACUGUACGCUCUUCGGCUCGGUGCACAUGAGCACCCACCCGCGAACGCACUCCCCCGACAUGGAGAGCUGGUUCCCCUGCUUCUUUCCGUUGCGCACGCCGGUGGACGUGCGCCCGGGGGACCGGAUUUCCCUGCAGGUGUGGCGCCGGUCCAGUGCCACGGCCGUCUGGUAUGAGUGGGCCCUCCUGGCCCCGGUGGUGGGGCAGAUCCACAACUCCGGCGGCCGGAGCUGCAGCAUGCUGCUGGCGAGCUCAUAGCGCGUGGGCCUGUGUGUGUGUGUGUGUGGGGCCCGGGGAGCCGGGGCCCCCACGUUCGCCGCCCCCCCCCCCCCUCCUCUGUUUCGGUAGAUGGGAUCGCUCUGUGGCGAAGAAUCUGCCGCAUGGAUCCCUUUUCGGGCAUGCAAACAUGUGUCUAUAUCUGUG